This is a messenger RNA of Prunus armeniaca (apricot), 1281 nucleotides long. NCBI's taxonomy places the organism in Eukaryota, Viridiplantae, Streptophyta, Magnoliopsida, Rosales, Rosaceae. The record is from the annotation of a GenBank genome assembly.
AUGUUUCAUCAAAUCAGCUCCACUCUAUUGGAAAACAAACGCCUCUCAAUUCCCUUGCUCUCUGCCUCAGCAACAAGCCCUACUAGCAGCAUUAGCAGCAACAGCAGAAGCACAAGCAGCGAGGUAGAUGAAAGCCCGCGGGAUUCAGGCCAUUUCGAGCUCCAAGAUCAUGUCAAGUGUCGAUCUCCAUGUGUACCCUUUUCGGGGUCUUUCUCGUAUCGAUCAUUGGCUGUGCUCUCUGGCCAUGUAGGCUCAGUUUCAUGCUUGGCCUUAUGUGGGGAAUUCAUUCUCAGUGCUUCACAAGGCAAAGACAUCAUAGUGUGGCAACAGCCUGAUUUGAGGCCUUUCACCAAGUUUGGACAAGGCGAUGGCUCUGUCAAGGCACUUGUCACCGUUGGGAACAAGGUCUUUACAGCUCACCAGGAUAGCAGGAUUAGAGUUUGGAAGGUUUCGCGGCGAUCGGAGAAUGUGUUUAGGCUUGUUGAUACACUUCCCACAACUAAAGAUUAUUUGGGGAAGUUCAUGAAACAGAGCAAUUAUGUCCAAACUCGGAGACAUCACAAGCGAUUGUGGAUCGAACACGCCGAUAGUAUAUCUUGUUUGGCCUUCUAUAACGGCUUGAUUUACUCUGGAUCAUGGGAUAAGACUCUUAAGGUGUGGAGGAUCUUGGAUUUGAAGUGCAUAGAAUCCAUCAAGGCUCAUGAUGAUGCUAUUAAUGGGCUGGUGGCAGGUAAUGGGAUUGUGUAUUCUGCUUCUGCAGAUGGAAAAAUUAAAGCUUGGGGAAAAGAGGGGAAGAGCUCACAUUGUUUGAAGGGUAUUUUGGAGGGUCAUAAGGAUGUUUCGCUUAAUUCUGUGAUCGUUUCGGAGGAUGGUAGAUGGGUUUAUGGAGGCGGUUCGGAUGGGUUUGUGAUGGGAUGGCAAGGGAGUUGUGGUGAUGUUCAAAAUCAAAUUGAGAGCUGGAAGUUGGUUUGUGAAACAAAAGCACAUCAAAUGGCUGUUUUGUCUAUGUGUUUGAUGGGGGAGAUGUUGUGCAGUGGCUCAGCUGAUAAGAGCAUUGGCAUAUGGAAGAGAGAGGCUUUUGGCAAGCUUUGUAAAGUUGGGAUCAUUAGUGGCCAUGAAGGGCCAGUUAAGUGCUUGCAGGCAUCACCAAAUAAUGUUGGUGGUGGUUUCAUGUUGUACAGUGGAGGCCUUGACAAGAGCUUAAGGGUUUGGUGGGUUCCCAAGCCCUCUAAUAAUAGAGCAGAGGAAACCACAGAGGAAAAGUCCAUCAUCUUAUGCUAG